Perkinsus marinus ATCC 50983 is the source of this 226-nucleotide messenger RNA. RefSeq lists its product as hypothetical. The transcript has a single exon. Lineage: Eukaryota; Perkinsozoa; Perkinsida; Perkinsidae. The record is from RefSeq and is a predicted model, not a curated record. The annotation marks the transcript as partial.
AUGGUCCUGAUCCUACCUCAUAUUGUUACUAUCGCUCUGCUGGCUACCCAGUCUGAUGCUAAGUUCCCUCCACCGAGCGGCGAGUACUUCAAGGCAAUCACUGGCUCUACAACUGUGUCAGCUGACUUUACAAUCCUCGCGCACGCGUCAGACGACGUCGUCCUGUCAGUGAAUUGUACGCAGACUCCGGACCCAAUUGAGUCAGCAUAUCUGGACCUUGAUUCGG